UAUGUAACUUAUUGCAGCUUAUGCCUACUUUUUUGAAGAAGAUAGUUUUGGAGAAAAAUAAACUCGUUUAUGGGAAAGAUUCUAAAACUUAAGUUUAAGAGAAUCAUAAUACAGAGCAUUAACUAAUCUAUCUGUUUAUGCUAGAUGA
Messenger RNA from Paramecium sonneborni, 148 nucleotides. Lineage: Eukaryota; Ciliophora; Oligohymenophorea; Peniculida; Parameciidae. The record is from the annotation of a GenBank genome assembly.